Messenger RNA from Coffea eugenioides, 2430 nucleotides. RefSeq lists its product as uncharacterized. The transcript has 2 exons. NCBI's taxonomy places the organism in Eukaryota, Viridiplantae, Streptophyta, Magnoliopsida, Gentianales, Rubiaceae. The record is from RefSeq and is a predicted model, not a curated record. Bases 72 to 1892 code for a protein of 606 amino acids.
CUAAAACUUUCUUGCUUUCUUUUUCCAGUGCAAUGGCAGGUCAGAUGAUACGUGCCUAGCUAAGCAAUAACAUGGAAACUUCAGACAGAGCCCAUAAAUUUCCAUGUGAUUUUGGUAAAGACUUCGUUAAUGGUCAUUCUCUUAGUUCACGAUCACGUGGGCGACGCGUGACUGAUGGAACUGGGAACCUCUCCGGCCACCGGAGUACGAUAAGGGGACCUAGAAGGAGGUUUAGGUGGGAGGCAAGUGGGUUGGCCACUCCACGUGUGGAGUGGAAAUCAGAUGGUGCUGUAUCCGGUGCUACGGCUGCCGCCGGAGGGGAAGGGAUCCGGCAGGUGCGAGGUGGCAUUGUGGUAGGGGUCUCAGCUAGGAAGUUGGCAGCUCGGAUGUGGCACUUGGCGGAGGGUUUUAACUCUGGUGGUGGUGGUAUGACGCGGCAGGGGCGGUUUAAUCGGUUACGUUUUGGGCUUCAACCACUCUUGUCCAUUUGCAAAUCUGCGAUGAAGGGAGGUUCAGAUUGGGAACUGGCGGGUCUAAAAACGCCGAGUGCCAAUGAAGUUUGCCAACUUCACAACAAUGGGAGGCUUGUAACUAGUCACCAAAUUGCAACAAUCUCCGUUGCUUCUGCUUUGCAAGUUGAACUUGUGAGAUCUCAAAAUCGGGUGAAAGAGCUUGAAUCUGAGCGCCAUUUGGUUAAAAAGAAAAUCAAACAGUUUUUGAAGGGGCACAGUGAAGAAAAGGAGUCGAGUAAGAGAAGAGAACGGAAGAUGGUUCAGAAGAUUAAUGACUUAAAGGUCGAACUACAAAAGGAGAGAAAAAGCUAUCAAAAGAUGGAUCUCGUCAAUUCCAAACUGCUGACUGAUCUAACCCGUGCCAAGUUAGCGGCCAAGCAAUUCAAGCAAGAAUACGAGAAAGAAAAGAAUGCAAGGGAGUUACUGGAGGAUAUAUGCCAUGAUCUAGGUAAUGAUAUCAAGGAUCACAAAGCCAAAAUAAGAGCUAUCAAGGUUGAAUGCGCAAAAAUCCUAGAGGAAGUGGAAGAAGAGAGACAGAUGCUGCAAAUUGCUGAAGUUUGGCGUGAAGAACGUGUUCAGAUGAAAUUAAUUGAUGCUAAGCUGAUUCUUGAAGAAAAGUACUGCCAGAUGAAUAAUCUGAUAGCAGAUUUGGAGAAUUUGUUGAGAACUAAUGGUACAACUCCAGAGAUGAUCAAGAUGAGAGAAGUCGAAGGCAUGAACCUGGAAAUGCAAUCAUUCAGCGUUCAAGAUAGAGAGGAGCUACGUUACAUGCCACCUACGGUGAAUGACAUACACACAAUCACUGAGAAUCUUCAAGAUGGUGGAACAAUGGAAACUGGAAGUCAUGAAUGUCAAAGUUAUCUUUCCGACACUCACUCCACUAAAUUUCAUAACGCCAGCUGUGAAGCUAAUGAAUUCACCAAAGACCGUAGCAUUGAUCAUGAUAGGAGUUCAGCAAAUGCCAGUUUCAGGAAAAUUUUGACUUGCAGUAUGGAUCAAUAUUCAAGUCAUACUCUUGGAGAUGGCACAAACUCUGUGGAUGGAAUUUCUGGAGGCAGACAUGUUUCUAGUCUCACUAUCCACAACAUUCAGAAUGCAAAUCAGCAGUCUCUAAAUUGUACGAUUAAUAACUUCACCUCCAUGGAGAAAGAUAAAAAUAAAGGACCAUCUGUUCGCAAAUUUUGGAGAUCCACACCUAGUGUUGCUGAUGUUCUCAGGACAAUAUCAGUUGAUGAGAAUCGAAGGCCUUCAAAUGGAUCAAAUUCUUCCAAUGUAGCCGUUUCCCCAGAAAAUUUUUCCGAAGAGGCUGUCAACCACAAUGAGCUGGUAGUCAUUGGUGCUUGCCUGGCCAAAGAAAUCCACACGUUACUCGAGCAAUGAGAGGAUAUAUUGAAUGGCCACGAGGGAUUCAGAGGAAUGGUUUGAAGGCCAGGCCCUUGGAACCAAGCUUAGAGAGUCAGAAAAAGCAGUUGCGCAAUGUGCUUAAGCAAAGGAUUGAGUAAAUCCCUAAACUUCUUGUUUUGCCAAGGUUGGUCCGCCAUUGAGGUCAUUUUGUUAAAAAAUUUUGGCAGCAUCAAUUUGCUGGUAUCAUUUUUUAGUGGUGGGAUCGUCUAUGCAAUCAAAUUGUCCAUUAAGAGCUCUUCCCUGGGGCUGCAGCUUGACGAUAGUUGUAUAUAACUGUUCCUUCAAGAAUUUUGCUGAAUUCCGCUGUGCAGAUAUACUUUUGCAUGCUUGUUCCAGGGACAUUGUUUGGAUGAGUUGUAGCUGAAAAUUAGUCUGCUGUUAUCACGAACUAUACAAACUGUUUACAGCAAAAAAGAGCCAUUACUUGCAGAAAUUGUACUCUUCUAUUUCUUACAUUUUGAGUAUUAGGACCUUUCGAAGAUUAGUAGCUUGUAUCAGAGGCUAUGCAACACGA